Molecule: messenger RNA, 1311 nt
Organism: Cuscuta campestris
Lineage: Eukaryota; Viridiplantae; Streptophyta; Magnoliopsida; Solanales; Convolvulaceae
Source: the annotation of a GenBank genome assembly
CUGUGAUCUGUCUCUCGUUGACCAAGAAUGCUGCGUUCAACAUUCAGAAGGAGAAGACAGCAAAGGAAAUCAUGGAAGCACUAUCUAACAUGUACGAGAAGCCAUCUGUAGCGAAUAAAUUUUUUUUUAUAAGAGAGCUGGUGAACACAAGGAUGAAAGAAGGGACUUUAGUUACCGAGCAUAUCAAUAAGCUGAAUUCAAUAUUAACCAGACUUGCAUCAGUGGAGAUUAAGGUUGAUGAUGACGUUCAAGCCUUGCUACUGUUAUCGUCUUUGCUUGAUAGUUGGUUCGGAACAGUUGUAGCGGUUAUUGGUUCACUGGGACCCAAUGGAUUCACUUUUGAUCAGAUUCGAGAUCUCGUUCUUGGCGAGGAUGUCAGAAGAAAGAGUUCAGGGGAGUCAUAUGGUGGAUUGCUUCAUGUUUGUAGAGGCAGAAGGAAUAGCAGAGGUAGUAGGAGCAAGAAGAAACAAAGGAGUCAGUCGAAGACUCGGGAUAGCUCAGGUGUAACAUGCUGGAAGUGCAAGGAGGAGGUCACCUUGAGUAGCUGUGAGGAAAGCAAUAUGGAUUCCUGGGUCAUGGAUUCUGGUGCUUCAUAUCAUGCCACCCACAGCGGUGAAGCAUUGCAGAAUCUGGUUAUUAGAGACUUUGGAAAGGUACGACUUGCGGAUGAUAGAGCUCUUGAGGUGACAGGCAUGAGUGACAUGGUGUUGAAGACCGCAGUCGGUUUCUGGACUUUGAAGGAUGUCAGAGUGGUUCCAGCCUUGAAGAAAAGUUUGAUUUCUGUCAGGCAGUUCGACGAACAAAGACAUGAGGUGAAGUUUAGAGAUGGGCAGCAGAAGGUAGUGAAGGGAAAUCUUGUCAUGGCCUGCGAAAGGAAGAAAGGUUCGCUAUAUAUGGUCGAGUUACCAUCUGAGGAAGUGACCGUCCCAAUUAAGAAGAGAAACGAAGUCCGGUUCACAGAGUCUCGUGGGCAGAAGAAGGUUGUCUAUGCAAGAAAGAAACCCAGAGCCAAAGGUCAGACUCAGGAUGAACGAGCAAGGAAAGGAGGAAGAGAUGCAUUUGGCCAGUAAAAUGCAUCACUCUACUAUGGGCAGGUUCAAAAGGGAGGUACACCUCGCACAUCUAAAGGAACUCCUUAUUAAAAUGGGGUUCAAGGCUUUCAAAAUAAGGAGAAUCAACAAGUUCGAUGUCCUUUUCACUUUCAAAGAAGAGAAUGACUACCUACGAUUCCUUCUUAAGAAAACAUGGUAUGUUCAUAAUACCCCCUUCUAUGUUUUUAAAUGGAGUACUGAAUACAAAUCUACUGAGGAU